CCUCUCUCCUCUUUCAUCUUACAUUAUGGUUCUUUGUUCAUUUUGUCCAAGAACAUUUUGUCUUAUAGUUUCUAUAUGUAUUCUUCAAUCACAAUCAACACAGAGAAGAAGAGAAACUCAACCAACCAAAACAAAUUACCAAAGCCCCAUUUCCAUACACCCCCUUUCUCAGUUUUAAUCAACAUAGCAAUUAAUUAUUUCAUUUUACUCUUUUUCACUUAAUUGUGAAUUGUGAUGACCGAAUCAAUUUAUCACAUGUCUUGAUUAAUUCUACGAAAUAUCGCUCGCCUCUUAUUUUCCUCUUCUUCUUUAGCUAUCUGGUCAUUUUGUUUCAAGAAUUUAUCAAAUUAGUGAAAAACACACAAGCACACAUAUCUUUAAACCUUAGAGCAAACACAAAAUCAUCCAAUAUGGACUUAACUUGCACCAACAACCCCACCCCUACGCCUAGCCACACCCCCACCAAAACCCCAGAUUCAGAAAUUGAUACCCCACCAUUAAUCAAACCUCUAUCUUUCACCAACUUCACUUUCAAGAAUCACCACCACAAUCACAACCACAACCGCCAACCACCAUGUGCACCACCAUCGUCUACGGCGGUGACAUACAAAGAAUGUCUGAAAAAUCAUGCAGCAAGUAUAGGUGGACACGCAGUAGAUGGCUGUGGUGAGUUCAUAGCUUCACCAGAAUCCACACAAUCCAAUCCCAUUUCACUAUCAUGUGCUGCUUGUGGCUGCCACCGUAACUUCCACCGCCGUGAACCAUCGGAAAAUCAAGAUUUCAUCAGUUUCCGCCACCAUAUUCUGCCACCAAUCCACCACUUUUCCCCCUCCUCCUCCCCUUCUUCCUCCCCAUCUCCACCUCCACCACCACCACUACCACAACCUCAACCUCAACCUAUAAAAGCAGAAAAGCCAUGUGGGAGAAAGAGGUUUAGGACAAAGUUUACACAAGAACAGAAGGAGAAAAUGCAUUUGUUUUCGGAGAAAUUAGGGUGGAAGUUACAGAAGGUUGAUGAAGUUGCUGUUGAUGAAUUUUGUCGUGAAGUAGGAGUUGGUAAAGGGGUACUUAGAGUAUGGAUGCAUAAUAAUAAGAAUACUUUUGGGAAAAAAGUACAUAGUUUUGAGAACAAAAAUGGGUUUAAUAUGAAUGGUGGUACAAGUAGCAAUGAAGAUAAUCAUCGUCACAACGACAACAACAAUGAUAAUAGUACAAGUAAUUGUGAGCUUCAUCUUCAUAUUUCCACUAAUGGAUCGUCUUCUUCAUCCUGACUUCAGUAUUAUUUAGGGUGUUCACUGUCUGAGCAACUACCCCGGUCUGCUUUAGUAAUUUUGCAACAGAAAAGUAUGUUUUCUUUUGUUUAUUUGUUGUAGCUACUGUUAAAUGUUCAUGGAAUUGAAACCCAAGAACAAUGAAUAAUAAGGAUCUAAGAUGUUUUUUUA
Capsicum annuum is the source of this 1442-nucleotide messenger RNA. RefSeq names its product zinc-finger homeodomain protein 10. The coding region runs from base 411 to 1271 and encodes 286 amino acids. Gene Ontology annotation, cellular component: nucleus. The transcript has a single exon. The record is from RefSeq and is a predicted model, not a curated record. Gene Ontology annotation, molecular function: DNA-binding transcription factor activity; transcription cis-regulatory region binding. Gene Ontology annotation, biological process: regulation of DNA-templated transcription; regulation of developmental process. NCBI's taxonomy places the organism in Eukaryota, Viridiplantae, Streptophyta, Magnoliopsida, Solanales, Solanaceae.